Durusdinium trenchii is the source of this 2865-nucleotide messenger RNA. The record is from the annotation of a GenBank genome assembly. NCBI's taxonomy places the organism in Eukaryota, Dinophyceae, Suessiales, Symbiodiniaceae.
AUGUAUGCCACGGCCCAUGGGAUUGAAGUGAGCGCCGUCACGGAAGCGAUCCUGAAUGAAACGGAGGAAGGGAUUGAUGGUUGGGCGUGCAAGGGCUUAGAUUGCAAAGCCCGUGGGCCCAUGGGAAACGCUAUGUAUCGGCAGAUCAAGAAAUGUCCGGGGGCCAACGAGACUUACAAGUGGCUCUUCGAUGAUUUGAAAAAGAAGUUUCGCCAAAGCUGGGCAGUGUCAAGAAGCUUUGAUUUCGUCGCCCGCAAAAGGAUCCGGAGCAUCUCCACCACCACCAAGAACACGGAGAUUGGACAGUGGAGGAGUGAGCUCCAGCUACAGGUCUACUUCGGGGGCACUGAUCAAGAAGAAGCGAAAAGACAAGCCAGCAACUACAUCAAGAAUUGCAGAAAGUUCCCGGAUGCCUUCGUGAAGUUCAAUACAUGGACAGAGGCUGACAAUUUUCUCUUGGUAGAGAAACUGGUCUCCAAGACGGAGGAGGAGGCUUGGCGUGAAGUGGCAGAGAUGACAGAUGGUAGCGGCACCUACGAGACCGAGUCUUUCAAAUGCAAGGCAGUCCGCAAGUUCGCAGCUCAUCAUGGGCUUCAAGUGGAGGAGGUCAACAUCGAUGAUGUUGUGAAGUCCCCACUCGGCCUCCGUGGAUGGGGCGAUUACAACAUUGUCGUUCCAGGUGUUUCAGACCAUACUUUGUCAGAGGCGGCCACAGAGCCCGCCGAUGCAGGCAAGGAUGCUGAUACCACUGGCGAUGGUUCUGUGCCCCGUCCAAAGGCCAAGGCUAAAGCCAAGGCGAAGGGGAAGGGGGGCAAGGUUCCAGGCUCAGAGAGACCCAAGAAGCCCAAGAAGGAGCUUUCUACAGAGCAAAUGUCAGAGCAGCAGUCAAAGGAAAUUCUUACCAAGCUUCAGCGAUCCCAACAGAUCAUGGAAAAGAUUUCUCACAUGGGUGAUGAACUACCUUCCCAAUUCUCCUGGGCUCGUGGCUUUUUGGAAGAGUACAAAGACCUGCUCAACCGCUUCAAAGAUGCUCUCACGCCUUCUGAGGGGGCGGAACAAGAUCUCACUGAGUUCGUCGAUGAGCUCAAGUUGAACGUCAUCACCAAAGCAGGCUUGCGAUCUUUGAAAAAAGAGUACGGCAAGAACUACGAGAGCAUGCUCGCUCUGUUUGUGGAUCGGAUGAAUGGCGUUGCGACAAAGGUGCACAACAUGACCCAGGCCAUGAGCACAGAUCCGCAGCCUAAGAAGAGAGUAGCCACAUUGGCUUAUCACAUAACCCGUGCUGGAGGGCAAGGUUUGGAAGACCUGGCUUUGAAUGCAACUUCUGCUGUCAAAAACGGCCACCGGCAUGUGAAAAAACACGCUGGAAAAAUCUAUCCUGAAGUUGGUUUGGGUUUUGUGAAGUGUCCUAUGUACAAGAAGCGUGAUUCCCAGCGCGUCGUGGAAGAGGUCCCGAUCUAUCUUCCCUCCACAGCUUUUCAAAAAUACAUUACCCAAGACAUGGUUGACAACACUGCGGAAUUUGACAAGAUUGUUGGUGAUUUGGAUGCUUACUGGGACCACCCCCUGGUCAAGGCUGCCAAGGCGGAGGGUAUCAAGCGCCAUGUUCGCCCAAUAGCUCUUUACUGGGAUGGAGUCGUGUACACCAAGAAGGAUUCCUUUUUUGCAUUCUAUGUCACAGACAUCUUGAGCAGUGAAGAAAUGUGCCAAUGUGGGUGUCGUGGCUGGUGCAGCCUCUAUCCCCUCUUGCUGCGCUGGACCACAGAUUUGAAGGGCCUUGAGGUUGUGCAGGUGACUUCACUGACCAUGAGGGCCAAGAUUCACCAGAACCUGGUUUACAAAUUCAAGAUGCGGGGUCGGUGUUUGUCCCACGCUCUCCCACUAUAUGGCCUCAAGAAAUCCAGCCGCUUGAUGCCAACGCCCACGUUGCCUGACGUGGCUGGCUUUGAGUUCAAAGAGAUUCCAUUUGAGACUUCCUGGUGGGUUGGUCCAGAAGAUGGGCGGCUUCUGCACGAUUGCCCUUUGCUAAAUUUGUCUGGCGUAGGCCUGGAGACUUUCUCUUUGGAUAUUAUGCAUAGCUGGCAUUUGGGCCCCCUUCAACUUCUGGUCAGCAAGGCUUUGAACUACUGCCUUGACACAGGUUUAUGGGGCCCACGGGCUGGUGGUGGGGGCGACGCCCAAGACCGACGGAAACUCUCCUUGCUAGCAAUAAAAUCUGAGCUGUUUGCAUUCUACCGGGACCAGCGGCAAGACAAAGAUUGGUUGGGAAAGGGGUCUGAAGUCUGGAACCUAACUUUGACCAUGCUGGGCUCUACGGAUGCUCCCAGCCUCCAUGCCAAAGCUGCCGAAUCGCAUGGACUGGCUCUUUUCGUUCGCCAACUCCUGGAGCGGCGCAUGGGUGAUUUUGAGCAAUGCUUACCCCGAGCGGAUGCGAGGCAAGGAAAGUUUCUCUUGGAAGCGUCUAAGGCCGCUUCGGAGCUAGAUGUUGUGUUUGGUGUUGAAUCCCGGCGUCUCACCCGCAACCAAGUUCACAGAGCUUUGGGGUGCUACUCACGCUUCUUGUCUUUCUACAACAAGGCUGGGGGACCCCUGGUACCAAAGACCCAUUUUAUGGUACAUUUGAUUCAAAGGUCCUUGUACAAAGGAAACCCUCGCAAAUAUUCCACGUACCGUGAUGAAUCUUUGAAUGGCCAAAUAGCCAAAAUAGCACGGAGCUGCCAUAGGCGCACGUGGGCAAACAUCAUCCACUGGAAGACCCAGGCUUUGCAUGACAAAUGCCAUGCACGCUUGAUUGCGUCCGAGAAGUUCCAAAAACUUUUGCACCAGGGUGGAAAUGAUUUUGGUGAAUGGGUUCAAGAAAACUAG